AUGGGCGGUAUCGCCAUUUGGUGCAUGCACUUCAUUGGCAAUAUCGCACUCACGCUUGCUGAGGGCGAGACAGAGAUGCAGAUUGUGUACUCCAGUGGCAUGACAGUACUCUCCUUCUGCAUGCCUGUUCUUGUCCUCCUCGCCGCAUUCUACGCGAUCGGCAUCUCGAAUCGAAUCGCCUGGUGGAGAGUGAUAACUGCCGGUAUCCUUUGCGGCUGUGCCAUCUGCGGCAUGCACUAUUUGGCCAACGCUUCCAUCAGAAACUAUCAGUGCAUCUACGAACCGGCAUAUAUCGUGGGUGCUGCUAUUAUUGCUGUCGCUGCGAGCACUGUUGCGUUGGCCAUGUUCUUUAUCUUCCAGUCGCUCUCGGCGAGUAGUUGGUGGAAGCGAACUAUUUCUGCCAUCAUCCUUGCUGGCGCGGUAUCCAGUAUGCACUGGUGUGCCUCGGUUGGUACUCAGUAUAGACUGCUUCAUCUGAAGAAACUGGAACGAGGAUCACGCACUGCAACCGCGGUGGCAGUUAUUUGCUUAUCUUUCAGUGCCUGCAUUAUCAUUGCUGGAUCGGCUAUCCUACGAGCCCGCACUUUAAGAGAUGCAGCCCUUCGUGCUCAGCAGAUUGAGCUAGCGGCGGUUGUCUUCAAUAAAGACGGAUGUCUUCUCGUCGAUAGCAACGGAGUCUUCCCAAACACUGUUGUCACCGAUUUCUUUAUUGGAGAGAAUACCGACGACAAAUUCAACACUGCCCAUCCUCAGUUCCACUGGAUGUUUCAGGCUUCUCGGAAUUGGACUGGAAUAUCGGGAUUGAUAAAUGGCAUGAAGCAACAUCUACGACAGCUACCGCACAAAAGCCACCAUAAAGAUCCGACAAAAGGAAUUCAGCUUAUCAACGACGAUGGAGAGCUUAUUCAUGGAUAUUCAGUCAUCUUCCGCGAGCUAUUCUGCGUUGCCGCCUCCAAGCUCAGCGAUCGUCUCGACGAAUCUAUCACGACGAUGGGUAUUCUAUGGGACGAAAUUAUACCCAAACGAUCAGUCGCGAACCCUGCCUACCUACAAGCCCUCGAGAAGCAUCGCGACAAUCGAAUUCCCGACACGAGCGAGAUACUACGCAAGGAAUCGACGACUACAGGAGAAAGCCACCUGGAGAAGGGAGUUGGGAUUGAGCUUGAGAGUGAAAUCGACGGACGAGGAGCACUCAUGUUUCUAGUCCGUCGUCUUACAUCAGAUGAUGAGGUGAAACGACUUGAGACGGCUGGGUAUCGAUUCGUCGACCCUGUUCAGGUAUGCAACGAUGCGAGGAACCAUUUGCAGAUGCAGAUCCAGUCCAGCGAGUUCGAACUCAAGCUACGCGACAUGAAGACUUUUAUCUCACAACAAUGCCGUAUUAAGCCUGGGGUUCAUCUUGGCCUAUUCGCACUUCAGGAUCGCGGGCUUAACAAUCAUCACGUCCUGGUGCAAAAGGGUGCUCGCGAUUUACUUCCCUUGACACCUCUGCCGCUAAGCACUAUAGACGAGACGCAAGUCAGAAUGGUACAAGGACUAAGUGGGUUUCGAAUUCCUGAGGUUGUUCAACGGCUGAGGACUCCGGGCGCGUCUCCGAGAUCUCCUGAUGAAGAAUUGUUUGCCCACUAUCUUUCCAAUGCCAUUCACUCACUACAUGAAUGGGUGCAGGAACCUUUAUUUCAUGACGCGGUGCUUAGUCCUACUAUACUACGACUUCCCUACGGAAUCGACGGAGGUGACGCAGAGGAGACAGUCAUCAUGGCAUUGAGACUCAAGAUAUCGCAUCCUGUCAUCUCAGCCGGUCCCAACUGCCAAUGGGUCCCCCUCAACUUCUUUGGUAUGCGACAGGUCUUGGAACAGUCUCGACAGGAGUUUGUGCGGGUUCUACACCAGGACUUUGAUCCUUCAACGAUGCCCGCAAGCCGGGCUAAUAACGAGCUCACUUCUGGGCCUCUAUCAACACUCCGCCGACUAAAACGCUCCGAAGGAUCAAUCAACUCAAAGGGGAAGAAGCCCCGGGCCCCAAUAAUGAGACUUAGAGCCUCGUCAAAGGACUCUACACGAUCUUCCUCAACAAUAAACCUAUGUCCCGCGGAGAGCAGCGAAGCCCACAACGAGCGCCUCCCAUCAAGCGACACAGUGGAUGUCUACCCCCCUGAGCGCCAUUACACCUCACAUCAACAAUCAUUCCUAAACGGUGGCAUUGUUGUAUUCCAAGAGGUGACCGUUCAGGUGGAACAGAAGAAGUCCGAGUCUAGAAGUGACUUGGAGCUAUCGUGGAGUCACGACACGGUAACUGAGCCGCCGAAAGUACAUCAGCGACAUAACAAGAAGAAUGAAAUGCCAGUUAUACAGAAUAUUGAACUACAACCGUCAGGGAGGGGAACGACAGAGGUUUCAGUUGAGUCUCGUUGGCUGCAUAGUUUUGGUCACGCGGAUAACAACAUCACGACGAUGGCCUCUUUUAUAGAUACUUUAAUUCUAGAGUCUAGUCACUCUGCUACGUAG
Messenger RNA from Fusarium subglutinans, 2508 nucleotides. RefSeq names its product signaling ykoW. Bases 1 to 2508 code for a protein of 835 amino acids. NCBI's taxonomy places the organism in Eukaryota, Fungi, Ascomycota, Sordariomycetes, Hypocreales, Nectriaceae. The record is from RefSeq and is a predicted model, not a curated record. The transcript has 4 exons.